This is a messenger RNA of Octopus bimaculoides (California two-spot octopus), 11257 nucleotides long. RefSeq names its product beta-1,3-galactosyl-O-glycosyl-glycoprotein beta-1,6-N-acetylglucosaminyltransferase 3. Gene Ontology annotation, cellular component: membrane. Gene Ontology annotation, molecular function: acetylglucosaminyltransferase activity. NCBI's taxonomy places the organism in Eukaryota, Metazoa, Mollusca, Cephalopoda, Octopoda, Octopodidae. The record is from RefSeq and is a predicted model, not a curated record.
UACGGAUUGGUGGAGGUGGUGGCUGUGGAAGAAGAAGAAGAAGAAGAAGAAGAAGAAGAAGAAGAAGAAGAAGAAGAAGAGAUAAUAGAACGGUAGAGAUGUGUUUAGUGAAGAAGUGGCAGAACCAGGUGGAGGAAAGAACAUUCUGCGAAGAGGUAGCGAGCACUGUGUGUAGCAAGACAGAUUAAGUCUAUAUGAAAACCGGACGAAAGGAAAGAAGAAUCUAUGAAGGAGGGAGGAGAUGGUGGGUUGAGGCGAGAGAUAGUUGCAUGUAGGAAAUGGCAUCAUUCUCCAGUGAGUAGUAUCUCGACUGAAUGAUGCUUAAUUUAAAGAGUAAUUACAAUACGGAGUUAGAUUAGCACCGGUAAACGCAAUACCAGCUGCGAAGACGUCACGACUUUCACAAGAGAAUUAGUUUCUUGUGCCUUAUGUGAUGGACCUCUAUUUAUACGGAAUUUUUGUUUUAAAUCUUCAUCACUCGAGCCGGUUCUGGCAACAUAAUCCCCCUUUAAAGUUGCUUUAAGGAGCAACAUUUUCAAUUUGUUGUCAAAAUGUUUCGAGCCUGUUGCCGUCUGCGCUAUUAUUUGCGCCUCAGGUGCACAACAUGUAAUAUCAUUAUCCUUCUCGUUUUACUCUCUGGUUCGCAAGUAUGGAUUUGGUGUAGACGGCAACAGGUAAAUCCAGAAACAAUAGACACAGAUGAGUUCCCUAUGGAUCACGUAAAACAUGGACGGGAAAGAAUGGCCGAACAUAUUGCUGGUUUGUCCGCUUAUUCCUACCAAAUGCGUCCGGUAAACUGUGGUCAAGUUUUUAAAGGUGAUAAAGAGGAAAUAAAACGAUCAUCAAAGAUUGGAACUAAUUCGAAAUAUUACCGUAAAUAUUUCUUACAAGAAUUUAAAAGUUGCAAAGUUAUCCGUGAGUCAUCUAAAUACAUUUUUAAUGUUUCUGAAGAGGAGAAACAGUUUCCGAUUGCUUUCAGUAUUCUUUUAUAUAAAGAUUUUUUCCAAGUGGAGCGUUUAUUACGAGCUAUAUAUCGACCAAGUAAUAUAUAUUGCCUUCACAUCGAUGCCAAGUCAUCAAAGAGUCUUCAUGACAAUAUCAGGCGUUUAGCAGCUUGUUUUGACAAUGUCUUCAUUGCUUCAAAACUUGAAGAUGUUAUAUAUUCUGGUUUUUCUCGUCUACAGGCAGAUUUAAAUUGUAUGUCGGAUCUCCUAAAAACUAACAUUAGCUGGAAAUACUUCAUCAACCUUCCUGGUCAAACAUAUCCCUUGAGAACAAAUCUGGAGCUAGUGAAGAUUCUAAAAAUCUACAAUGGUUCAAAUGAUAUUGAAGGCAUAACUGGGGCACGUAUGUUGACUGGCCGUUUCAAAUAUGUUUAUAAAAUUGUUGAUGUUAAAGGAAAAAAGACAUUAGAAAAUACAUACAAGAAAAAACUUCCACCGCCCCAUAAUAUAAGUAUAGUAAAAGGAAGUGCUUACGGUGUUUUUUCUAGAAAUUUCGUGAAAUUUGUAAUAACAGACCAUCGAGUACAAGACUUUGUGAAAUGGCUUGAAGAUAUUAACAGCCCAGAUGAAUACAUUUGGGCAACAUUACAUCAUACUAAGUUAAAUCAACAUUUAAACACACCUGGUGGCUACAAAGGAGAUCCUGAUAAAAAGCCAUGGUUGGCAACUUAUGCCAUUUGGAAAGGACUAGCACCUUGUUCUGGAAUCUGGGUUCGGAGCAUCUGCGUUUUUGGAGUUGGUGAUAUCCCUCAUCUUAUACAGAAGAAACAACUGUUUGUGAACAAAUUUUAUUUCAAUUUGCAGCCAGUUGCAUUAAACUGUAUGGAGGAAUGGUAUUUUCACAGAGUAAGAUCUCCACUUAAAUUAGAUCUGGAAUAUUAUAGAAAACUGCCCUUUGUCAACUCUUGAAGACAUCUAACUGCCAAGGUGAGCGGUGUGUAAGUGUGUAUGCACGUGUAUGUGUGUGUGUGAGAGAGGGGGGGGGAGUGUGUUGAGAGAGGGAGUGUUGGAGAAAGAGAAGGGGGAGUAUGAAAAUUGAUCAGAAGAUAAUGAAAGAGAAGACAAAAAUGAAUAAGUGAAAUCAGUGAAUGAGAAAAUAGAGGUGACAUUUAAUCAUUAUUGGCUGACCGUCAAUCAAGAUGGCAUCUAAUUGCACUAAAACUAAACAAUGCUCUUUCAGCAACAAAUUUACUAAACAUAAAUGAACUUUAGUUUUUGAUUCAUUGACAUAGAAUUCACUGGAUUGAAAUUUCAUUGUAAUCACUUCAUAGAAACCCGUUGUUUCUCUUCAUGCCGGUUUUUAGGUAGAUUUAAUUUAAGAUGCUAAUUUAAAAAUUAAUAUAGACUUGAUGUUAAUUAAAGACACUUUUCUAGUUAUUGAACCUGUCAUACUAAAUUAAACAAAGGGACUAGAUUAUUGAUAUUUAUUUUAUUAAUCUAAGAGAAAGUCUUAGAAUAGACAUUAAAGUAGUUUUCCACUAUUCUUUAUCAAAAAGACAAUGAAAAGCAUUAGAACUGUUUAGACUUCCACCCAGAGUAUUUCUUUGUUAUAAAAACCUCACUUUCAGAGUAUUUUAAUCAAUGCAAAUUAUAAAAAUAAAUGAACAAAAUUUCUUUUAUACAUCACCUUCUCAAUUAAUAUCUAAGACAAUCUAAUUAAUAUAUUAACAAAGUAAUGUGAAAUAUUAAGUUUUAAUCACUAUCACUAGUAAAAUAAUUCAGAAAUUAUUCACUUACUGAAUGAAAAUUAAUCCAGAGAUAGUGAAAAAAAAAAAAAAAAAAGAACUUACAGAUUCAGAUGUGCUUACCUUUUUUAAACAGUCACCAAAAGCUAUCAUUUUAUGAUGUAGCAUUUAAUUAUUCUUUUCUUCUCUUAGAAGAUCAACAAGGUAAUAUUACUUGCUGUAUUACAUAUCUUUGUGUAGCGAGAACAUAAUACAUAGUUUUCAACUCUUUAUUAUUUUACAAUUUGGUUAUGGUUGCACGGGAACAACGAGAAAUGAAUAUUUUCGUAAUAAUAAAAUAAAUAAUAAUAUUUCUUUGUUGAUAUUUCUAGCUGAUAUGAACCAUGACAGACUGAAGUGCAAUCUUCCUUAUCUUUUAUGCUGUGGUAUAGUUUCAUAGUCCACAACAAAUCUAUAAUUAUGAAACUAUACUAGUGGACAAUUUUCAUCUUCCAAAUUCAUUUUAGAUUUAUUUCAAAACACAAAUUAAAUGAAGUAUUUUGCUGGGGAAACAAUUUUUUCAUUACCUGAAGAAUUCUAGCCAAGAUUUGUUUGGCCAGCUUACCCUUGUUAUCAUUACGUUUGCAUAAAAGUUUACUGUGUGAAUAAAAUUCCAUCGACUGGAAAAAUCCAUUACUCAAUGCUGAAGUAGUACUUCUGCAAAACCAUUUAUGAAUUAUUUCAUUGUUUAUUCAGCUCCUAUAGUUUAUAACUUUCAGCAACACUUUUCUUAUACCCCCCCCCAUCCCCACCCUCGUUGCUGUUGGUUUUUAAUUACAAAAUUGCGAUAAGAUGUCCUUCCUAUAACCCGUUGGCUUGAUAAUUACACUUAACUCGUAUCUAUUGGUGUUAAUCUUCACCAAUCAAAGAAACAUCACUCAUGCUAAAGUUGAAACUGUUAAUGUUCUCUUUUCAAGAAACAACAUAGAAAUUAGUUUCCAUUUUAAAACCAUUUUGGCAACCAUUCACCCGUCACAUCAAAACCAGCAGUUGAUGUUUGGCAAUGCAUGUAGUAAACAUGCUCAAAUGAAUUCUUCUGUGAAAUCAUUUCAAUCUGAUUAGGAAACAAAUGAUUUAUCUUUCAAAUAAAAUUCCUAACUGCUAAAUAACUUAGCAGUACUAAGACAUUAAGUGUUACACAAUUAAGGCAACAUAUGCUUAAAACAAAUUCUUAAAAGAAAUUUUCAAAGAAAUAAUACUAAGCUAAUGCACCCAUUGUGCUUCAUAUUGACAAUGUUUAGAUAGAGGAUAUCAUGCAUACAAACCUCAUGGCCAUGCUAUCAGACCUAUGGCUAAGUGACUGUAUUGGUCUUUUUUUUAUAUCAGAAAAUCUGGUGAUUGCCAAUGCAGCAUUUAUUAACACAAUUCUUCACAUUAGCUUUAUGGAUUAAAAAAAAAACCAAAAACACUACUUUCACACAAUUUUACACUUGUACACACACUCACACUUACACACACACACACACACAUUAACAAUGGCAUGAUUGUGCAUAAUCAUGUCGAACAGUAAAAGGAAAAUUAUACAAAACACAAUAAAAUACAAUAUUGGAGUAUUCACUCCAAUAAACCAAUGCCAUCCUGUAACACACCAAGUUUUCUUAAUUCUGUAAUAUUAUUCUGAAUGAACUGAAUGAUCAUUCAGCUGCAAAAUAUUUGGUUAAAAUACCAAAGGUAAAAGGAAAAGCAACUAUUUAUGAAAUUCCAUUUUUUGUUAUGGCAUUAGCUCUGGUUUUCUUUAUAAUUUUGAUUUUUAAUUCUGACUAGUACAUCCUUUUUUACUUACUCUAUCCGAUAAAUGGUUUUUCAAUUCAAAUGUAGAAUGUUUUUGACAAUAAUUUAACUGAUCUGAUCCUUAGUUAAUUUAUUUUGGUUGACCACUAAACUCUAGGCUAAUUUGGUCAGUUAAAUAAUGUAUAAUUAGUUAAUCACCAAGUCAAAUGGUGAAACUGUUCAACAUCUCUUAGAAGAUUUUCAAGGUCAUAUGCUUAUUCUAACACAAAAGUAAAACUCUAAAAAAAAAACGUCACUUUUCUGAUGAAAUAAAAUUUUAUAAACUUAUACUGCCAGACUAACCGAUCCCUUCACAAAUUCUAUCUUCAUAACAUUUAAGUCAAAAUCAUUACCAUAUCUGCCAGGUUGACCAGAACAACCAAGUUACUGUUUUUGUUGUUUUUUUUUUAAACCAAAUUCCAAUAUGAAUUGUGAAUUACUUUACUACGUCCUCUACAAUAAUACAAUGCUGAUUUUCCUCCUCAGGGCUUUUCCAUUUCUAAUAAUAUUUACAACCUAACCCCUUAAAUAUCAAGAAAUGGCUAUACACUUCCUAUUUCUCUUAGCUGGGAUGGAACUUAACACACUUUCAGGCUACAUAGGAAGCCUCAGUUGUUUCUCCCAUUUGUAAUUAACAAUAUCAAGGACUAAUAUGCAGAUUAAAAGUAUAAAAAAAAAAAAAUGAAAAAUAUCCCUAUACACAUACCCAUGCAUCUACACCUACUUAUACAUAUAUACUUCCAUACAUACAACCUUCAUACAUACAUAUAUGCACAUACAUACACAUUUAUGCAUAUAUACAUGCAUGUAUUUAUAUAUAUAUAUAUAUAUAUCGAGGUGCUUUCUAACUUGAUAAUUGUUUCAUACAAGGUAUACUUUAUCUUUUGCUUAUAUUAUUCCAACUUGUCUUUUGCUUACAUUUGUGCCAAAUGUGGUCCAGCCAGGAGGAUAGAUUUUUCUUCUAUUCUGAACACAGACAAAAAAAAGAAAAAUGUAAAUGACAAUUAGAUCACAGUUUAUUGUGAUCAAGCUUUCUUGCAAUCGAGCAGAUCUGUAAUUUCCUUUCUGUUCAUGUAUUUUCACUUAGAAAAUUACUAUUUUAAAUCUCAACUUAGUUCUGUGAAUAGCAUAGAGUAUUUGAGUCUUCAAUUUGUUGACUAAAAACAUGAAAAUGUCUUCAACUUUUCAGCUAUAAUACUAGAUAAUAGUUUUCACCUUAAUUACAAAAAUAAAAACCCUUGAUAGGGCUCAUAUACUGCUGUUAAAGAUUUGUUGAACAUCUGAAAGGGUAUUUACAUCUAGAUGUUGUAUAGGGUCAGUUAACUCUAAAUGUUUUAAGGUUAAGAAAAAUUACACUUGAGAUGUCUCCUACAUGUUCUCAACUUUAACCAAUUCAUUAGAACCAGUGAGUCCAUUCUAGAAUUUGAAAUUUUGGUGUAAAGUUGUACUGGCAAGAUAAAGUUUAGAGCUAGGGCAAGAGUUUUUUUUGUAUUUUUUUUUGUAAAGAUAAAUACUUUGAUAACAUAAGAUAACUGGAUACUAAGCCAAAUAUGCCCUGAUUCCAAAUUUAAAAUUGUUCACUGGGCAGAAUAAGAAAAUAGGAACAAAAUUCGGUUUCUAUUCUCAGUAUCCUAUUCUGCCAAUUGUUGAGAUUGUACUAAAAUUUUAGCUGCAAGCAAUUGUUUAGACAGUAUUUCUUUUUUUUUUUUUUUUUUUUUUUUUUUGUAAGGUAAAUAGCAAUGAAGUUAGAGAAAAACUGACAAAUUCAUCUUCUGUUGAUAUAUAAAAUCCACAAGCCCUUAACAAUAACUGUACAAUUAUCGUUUUCUUAUCCUUUCUUUCUGAAUGGAAGUUUAUUGAUAUGUAAAUAUAAAAAUUUAUUUGUAUAAAAAUGUAUGUGGAGAGAGAAAUUAUUGUGUUAUGAAUAUACACACAUACAUACAUACAUACCCAGUUGUUGAUGUUGAAAUUCCAAUGAAAGAGCCUUGGAUCUAGGUUAGAAACCAGCUCUUUUUCUAUUGGCAAGAAAUCUUGAAAUAAAACUGAAUAAAGACAUACAUACAUGCAUAUAUCUAUGAUUAUAUAGUACGCAUACACACAUUCACACAGAGAUAUAUAUUCUAGUAUAUAUGUGUAUAUGUAUAUUUAUAUGUGUGUGUAUGUAUGUAUGUAUAUAUACAUAUUUAUAUAUGUAUGUAUGUAUGUGUAUAUAAGAAGUAUAUGUCUAAUUGAUAUACUUGUGAUCAUAUGUAUACGCAUGAUAAAAGAAAUUAUUUAUACUUUGAAAGUAAAAUUCAACGAGUGGCUGUGUGGUAAGUAGCUUGCUUACCAACCACAUGGUUCCAGGUUCAUUCCCACUGCGUGGCACCCUGGGUAAGUGUCUUCUACUAUAGCCUCGGGCCGACCAAAGCCUUGUGAGUGGAUUUGGUAGACGGAAACUGAAAGAAGCUUGUCGUAUAUAUGUAUAUAUAUAUAUGUAUGUGUAUUUGUGUGUCUGUGUUUGUCCCCCCAACAUCGCUUGACAACCGAUGCUGGUGUGUUUAGGUUCCCGUAACUUAGCGGUUCGGCAAAAAGAGACCGAUAGAAUAAGUACUAGGCAUCCAAAGAAUAAGUCCUGGGGUCGAUUUGCUCGACUAAAGGUGGUGCUCCAGCAUGGCCGCAGUCAAAUGACUGAAACAAGUAAAGAGAGACUAAAAAACUUUCCUUCAGUCACUCACCAAAGAAGUGAAAGUGUUCAAAUAAUCACCUGUAAGUCAUCGCUUCUUUGACAUUCAGCAGUUUGUCAUCAUGUUGCAGAAGAUUUCUGAUUUCAGAGGGAUGCAAAAAUUGAACACAAGAAUACGGUAACAUAGAUCUAAAACUAAUUAAUUACAAACUGUAUAAAGUAUUAAUGUGGAUUUCUUUUAGCUUGGUAUACAAGAAUUUUGCUAUAUUAUUUCAUAAUCUUGAUCUGUGUUAAGUAAAAUAUAUCUUUAACAUUAAGUAGAAUAACUUUUAAAGUCUUUUAAUAUAGUUUCUUUUUGUUUUUAGGAUGCUAGUAACUUCAAAUCAAUAAAAAAAAUAGGCCUGAGAAUUGCAUAUGAACAUAUAUAAUUACUUUUAUAAAUCUGAGACCUUGUGCCUAUGUGAGAAAUGAGUUGUCAUGCAUUGAAUGUGUUUUAAUGUUGUUUAUGUGAUGCUUACCUCUUUGUUUACUACUUUUAUAAUUUUGGUGCUUUUGUUGAUUUUUGUCCCGCUUGUAGUCAUGAAAUGGUUGGGACAGACUAACUUCAACUGACAACACCAGACUUAGAUCUCUUUUAUCUAUUCUUCUUGAUAGGAAUGUCUAUGUGAUAAAUCUAAAAUCUACAUUAUUUUAUCAUUAACUCUUGAAAAAUAACAUACUCUCCGGACUAAUUCUAACUUGGAUGAAACUUCAAACUAACCCAAAUGAAUCCAGAUGUACAAAACAUCUUUAGAAAAAAUAUAUUUCAAAGGAGUCUUUACGAGAUGUCCUUACUGCCUCCUUCAGUUUGCAAUAACAAACAAUGAGAUAUUAGACUAACAUUUUUGUGUAGUUGUUAUGUGCUUGCUGCUGCCAUCUCAAAAAAUCAGCUUACCAUUCAUCUCAUAGGAUGGACAGCAAGUUUAAUAAACAUCGUUUUUGCUUUUGAAAAUUCUCUAAUAUUAAACACACUAUUAGUUAUUAAGAAAAAAAAUAUUAACUUUUUGAGCAGUUUUUAAAGUUACGUUCAGACUAUGAAAGAGAGUUACAGUCACUUUGUAUUACUGCAAAACUUUAAUCUAAUUGGCAUCGAAUAUUUGCAGCAUAAUAACAAACUAGGGAAAGCAAGAAAACAUUGAAAGAGUCUUUUUUCCAAAAAGAUAAUGUCAUACUGUUCUACUGUUAUACAUUAUAUCUUUUAGCAUUUUCUCUAUCACUGUGUGAGCAUAUGCAUGACCGUGUCAAUAAAAUCCUGAACAAUCUACUAAAAGGUCAUUGGUUCAUAUACUUGAACUAACAUGACAUUGUGACUGUGGUCAAGGUACUUUACUCUUUUGGGCCAACUCCAUGUAAUUCUAAUUAGGUACACUACAUACAAGAGAAUUUAUUGUUGUAAGAAGUGGAAGCAAUGCAUAUUUGAUGUGUAUAUACUGCAUUUGUUUCAGCAGGAAAAACAUCCUGUCCAGCAUUAGCUAAUCCCACAUUACUUGAAUGAUAAAUUGAUUUUUCUUAGUUUUUGAAGAGGCAGUAAUUGGUACCAUUUUUUUUUCUACUUCACGUGACAGUCAGAUACUCACACUGCUGCUAAUUGAGUUACACUUUAAAUUGAUGCCUGGAAAAUGAUGCUGUUCCUCUUUGCAGCCAUCAGUCUUCAAGUCAAAUUCAGUCAAAGACAACUUAAGCAAACUGGAUUUUCCUGUUUGUCGUUUCCAGAAUUGUAUUAUUUUCAUUACUGCUGCUGCUGCUGUCAGAUUCUCAUUGCUACUGUUGAUGCUGCAGUUGCUAUCGUUACUGCCUCUGCUAUGUGAUAAUAAUAAUAAUAAUAAUAAUAGUAAUAGGAAAUCAGAGUAGAGCUGUUGCAAAAAGUUUGCCUCCUUAGCAUAGCCAGAAUCAUCAGGAAAGUAUUAGAGAGUUGAGAAAAAAAACAAAAAAAAAACACAACCAAUGAACUGUAGGUUGCAAACCCACCACUCGUUCAAGACUCCAGGAGAUCCACCAAAACCCAAGUUAAAAUAAUAAUAAUAAUAAUAAUAAUAAUAAUAGUAGUAGUAGUAGUAGUAGUAGUAGUUGUGGUAGUAUAGUAAUAGUAGUGGUAUUCGUAGUAGUUGAAGUAGUAAAGACUAGGUUAUUUCAUGUAUUUUGUUAAAUGUUUUAGUUUUGUUUAGUCUGUUUCUCUUUGUGUGUUUGUAUUUACUAAUCCUGAGUGUUAACUUGCAUCUUGUCAAAAAUGGUGACUUAGCCUUUCAACAGACGUCAAUGAAAUAUGGACCAGAAAGUCCUAGGAGUCAAUCAUAUUCACUAAAAUCUUUGAAAAUGUGCUCCAGCAUGGUCACAGUCGAACGACCGAAGCCAAUAGAAGAGUAUGUACUCACACACACACACACACGCACACACACACACACACACACAUAUAUAUCUAUGUAUAUAUAUAUAUAUAUAUAUCAGGAAUGUUUACCAAUUGAACCCAGAUCCUUAUAUCCAAUGCCAAAAACUACUCAAGGAUACAAUUAUGAUUUGCAAAAAAAGUAGUUGUUACUAUAAAUGGCAAAGUCUGAGAUAGUUCAAAGCUUAUUGUGCUUGGACUAGGUAUAAUAUUCCUGCUACAUAUAUGUAUGUGUGUGUGUACACAAAUACAUACAUAUGUACAUACAUAUGUGUAUAUACAUAUAUAUAUAUAUAUAUAUAUAUACACACAUAUAUAUGCAUAUAUAUAUAUAUAUAUAUAUACACACACACACAUAUAUAUACAUACAUAUAUAUAUAUAUACAUAUAUGUAUACAUAUAUGUAUAUAUAAAAAUUCAAACAUAUAUAUAUGCAUAUACACACACACACACACAUAUGCAUAUAUAUAUAUAUACACACACACACACACACCUAUAUAUGUACAUGUUCAUACACACACAUAUAUUAUAUCUGAGACAUUCCAGUCAUUACUUCUCUUGCCCAAUGUUUUCAGACAGUGACACAGUCUGUGAUGAAUACAAAACAAAAUAAUAACAAUAAUGAUGAUGAUGAUCAUCAUGAUGAUAACAACAACAGCAACAACAACAAUAAUAAUACUAGAACCCAUCCCACAGCACCAAAAUCUCACAUGAGACCAUCUAUCCCAUACCCCACCUCCCAGGAAUAUUUUACUCAGUAUCUGCCCCUCAUUUAACAUAACCCAGUCUCUAUAAAAUCACAUAGAAAGCAGAUUCACCACCCAACAGCAGAACAACUCAGAUUGUAUGGCUCCAGCACAUGAAGCCCUAGAAGUAACCUCCAAAAGCAACAAAACCAACUUGUGACAAGGUAAAAGAAAUCUAGCCAGGAAAUACAAUGCUGCCAAUACAUCUCAAGAAUAUGGAAGUGCACUUGACAGUGCAGACACCUAAUUCUGUUGAAAAUAUCGUGAUCAUCAUAAAAACAAUAAUAAUUUAUUUGAUUUCUUAUAAAUAAAGGAUCAGUGGUGAGGGGUCUUAUGACAAGCUUGAAACUUGCCAGUUUUCUAACUCUUCAGUUAGUACACUGAUCAAAUCUAUGUGGGCUCCCCCUACCCCCACCCCACCACAUAGCAAAUAUAACACUGCUGAAAUAUUUCACUCCAAUAUUCAUCAAUUUGUAUCUUUAUUCAGGUCAGUCUUUUUGUUAUUUGUCAUUAGAACAUUUGCCAUUUCAGAAUGUUAAUGUUUUCAUUAAUCAAUCAAUGUAUUAUAAAACUGAGGUAUUUGUAAAAAAAAAAAAAUCAAAAAAAAAAAAUCAAAAAAAAAAUCAAAAAAAUAACAAAAGAAAACAAAACAUGUUCCUUUCUUUCCAACAGAAUUAUUUAUCCAAAGCAGGUGAAUGAAAUAUGCUAUAAAACAAUAAAAUAAAAAAAACUUAACACUUCCUGCUGUAAAUAAAUGUAUUUCAGAGAAAUUACAAACUAUGAACCAUUGACUUUCCAAUUUUCUUCUCAAUUUUCAUAGGAAAACAGAAUCUAUCACAAAAUAUAUGUUGAAGCCAAGUUUUAUAUUAUGUAGAAUGAUUUUGUAAUUAUAUGCAGAGAGAUAAAAUGUAUUAUAUCAGUCAGAA